GCUUUGGCUGGGAGAAGAAGCUUACCGCUGAAGUCAUUAAAAGAAGGUAAGGUACCAUAAUAAAUGGAAGCAUGUCCAUACUACUUAAAUAAAACCUUCUCUUUGUGUAAUUAAUAUCGCACAACCAACAUAUUUCUCUGUACUGUUCUCUUUCAUACCCAACAUUUUUUACAGUGUGUGUAAUUUAUUUCAUGAACCACGACUUGUGGUGGUGAAUUUCCCUUUGCCUCAGCAAUUUGGAUGUUUUUUUUCAGAAAGAGCAGGGUUGAUGGUGAGUCAGAGUUGACAGGGUUAGGGGCAGGUUAGCAGAGUGUUGAGAUGGACAAUCUCUCUUGACUUGUGGUAAAGGAGGAAGGCAUGGACAGUGUCCCAUUCUACAGAUUUUCCUAAGAAUCAUAGAAUCAGGGAAUUUAACAGGACGGAAGGAUGCCAUUGUAUCUGCACUGGCUCCCAGAACAGCUACUCAGCUAGUCCCACUCUCCUGCCCUUCUCUGUAGCCCUCUAACUUGCAUGAACUCUUACAAGAAGUUGUAAGCAUUGUUAGAAGUUUGGCCUGCCAGUUUGAAAACCCAGUCAUCUCAUCCUAAGAUGGUGGACAAGUUCAUGUUACCAUUCUGACAUCAUUACUCAUGCCCGACUGCGGCAGAGAAGGUUCCCUGCCCUGGUCUGCCAUUAGAAGGCAAGAGUGAUACCCUGCCCGUUAUUGAGUUAAAUACACUUUUAAAAAUCCUCAUUGUUUGGUUUAUUUUCAUUCUCCUGCACUGAGCUAUUUCUUAAUUUUGUUUUAAAUGUCAUGAUUUGGUCACAGAUGUUCCCCUGUUUACCAUCCCAUUUGGUGAAGGACAGAGUACGGCCCCGAGCAGAAACUGCCAAGUCUUAAUUCAUUGCAUGAAGUGUAAACCUAAAUUGCGGUUUUUUCUUCUAAAAAAACAAUCUCAUUAGCUCCAGCUAUCUGUGCACUGGGAUGUGUUCCUAAUUCUGUUUUCCUUGUGGUCACCCUCGAGUUUCCUUGGCUUUGCUGAUCCGUGUUUUCUUCUGACAACGGUCUUGGAAAAGAUUCCUGCCCACUGAGUCACCAGAGAUAAAAUCAAAAACACUGAAAGCAGCUGAAGCUAAAACUCUUCAAGUCCCCGCGCCUUGGAGCUCACAGGAGGAGUUCUGUUACUCCCAUUCUCAGAACGAAAAGUUCCAAAAUGCAGCGAGUCUUGGUUUGUGCGUGUUCCCUCUUGGUCUGUGUCUUGUUGCAGGACUGCAGCCGCGCGGCACCAAUUGACUGUCAACAGGAACAAGAACGACUGAGAGCUCAAGUGAAAGCUCUGGAAUUACAGAUUAAACAGCAGCAACUACAGAUUCAGCGGCUCUUAAAUGAAAGGGAAAAUAUGCGUGACACUGGUGCUUCAGAAGAUGAUGCUACUAAUGAUCUCAGAGGAAGAAAUCUCUUUGCAGACUGUGCCGAGAUCUACAACAAUGGAAAUAGACGGAGUAUGUUUUAUAGAAUUCAACCAUUGUCAUCUCCCACAAGCUUCAAGGUGUACUGUGAUAUGAGAGAUGGUGGUGGCUGGACAGUCAUCCAAAGACGGACUGAUGGCAGUGAAAAUUUCGACAGAGUCUGGUCUGAUUACAAAGAAGGUUUUGGAAACUUUCAAUCUGCCAAUGGAGAAUACUGGAUUGGAAAUGAUAACUUGAAUCAUCUGACAUCACAGGGAGACUAUAAUUUGAAAAUUGAUCUUACUGACUGGGAUGGCGAAAAACGUAAUGCCCAAUAUAGAAGUUUCAGAGUGCAAAAUGAGCAGAAUUCAUACCAGUUAACCUUUGGUGACUAUUCUGGAACUGCAGGAGACUCACUGAGUGGUACGUUUCAUCCAGAAGUUGCAUGGUGGGCCAAUCACAAUGGCAUGAGGUUCAGCACAAAGGACAGAGAUAAUGACCGCUAUGAGGGAAACUGUGCAAGGGAAGACAAAGCUGGUUGGUGGUAUAACAGAUGUCACUCUGCUAACCUGAAUGGAUAUUAUUACAAGAGAGGACCUUUCUCUUCAAAAACAGAUGAUGGAAUUGUUUGGUAUACUUGGCAUGGAUGGUGGUAUUCAUUAAAGUCUACAGUUAUGAAGAUACGACCUUCUGAAUUUGUACCAAGCAGAGAAUGAGUGUUCCUAUCUUUCUUGAAAUUAGUGUAAGUGUAUUAUUGUAUCGCAAUGUUUUCUAUAACAAUACCUUCUUCAGUAGGACUUUGUAUUGCACACUUAUUCCUCUGCCAGGUUCAGGAUGAACAUUAUUUGGGAACAGAUAAUGUGGUCCAUUUGUGUUUUUCCUUUGGCAACUCUUAUAUCAUGUUUGGAUUGUAACAAGGAGUGAAAGUGGCUCACUACUCAUAAGAUAAUUGAUUGUGGGGCUUCAAUGCAUUUUACAUUAUCUUAGCAGGAUGCAAACAGUAUAUUGUUACAAUUUAACUGAAAUAGCUUUCAAGUAUAUUUGAAGUCAAAACAAUCAGUGCCAUUUAGUUAUUUAAUCUGGGCAUGAAUUUUGUUCUCAGCAUUCAGGUUCAUCAAUUAUGCUAUUAUGCCUUAAAGAUCAUGGAAACUUUCUUACAUUCUGCUCCCAUGCAUUUGUGUUAAAUUCAAAUCCUCAAACUUUUGAAGAUUGCACAUCUUGUACUUAACAAAGCUACUAAACGCUCAUUCGCAUAGCUGCUCUGUUCCAACACAUGGAAAUUCUUUGCCUCUGACUACACCUUACAUGAGUGAUGGGGGGCUGAAGAAAGCCACCAACUUCAAUUACUGAUGAUCGGCUUUCAAGUAACUUACUCCUAACCCCUUCAUUAAUCAGUGACACUGGGACAGAAAAGUUAAGGGAUCCCACUGAUGAGUUUGCAGCAGGAGGAGCUGGGAGAUUUCCCAGAGUGCCCUUCCCACCAUCCAUCCACCCUAUCCCCCAAACCUCUCCACAGAUUUAAUGGGAUGGUGGGGAAGAGUUAUAGUGUCCCAUCCACCUUCACCCCAAUUACUAGCAACUUAAAUCCAACUUCUAGCCUAGCCACGAUGAGAAAACCGGUGGGAGGAAGUCAAACAGCGGUAGGGUGGAAGGCUCAGCAGAUGGGACAGCCCUGGCCUUUCGAACCCAGUCACCAAAUCACCACCUAUACACCAGCAUCCACCCCCCCCCCCUCCCCCCCUCAAAACAACUCUAUUCAUUGCACUUGUUCCUCACAGCAUCUCUCUAGUUACCAUUGCAAACAGUAUAUUGAAUUUGGGCAGCUGGCAGUUCUGUCACACUCUGGAGUUUCAGUAGAGGCCACCUGUCCAGGCUGAAAUCUCACCUCCAGUCCAUGAAGUGUCAAAGAGAUGCGGAGUUACAUUUUCUUUGCCCCACUACCUGAACAAUUCUGCCCCUACAGUUCAUUUUAUGAGAUGGUUUCCUCUCCUCCAUGGAAAGAGAUUCAAUUGACAGAUAGUGAGGACUGCGUGUGCUGGACAGUCAGAGUCGAUAAAAUGUGGAGUGACUAACCACAAACAUAUACUACAAGCCACCGACUCCCAAAGCUACCUAGACUCACCACCUCCCACCCUACUCCCUGUAAAAACGCCAUCCCUUAUUCCCAAUUCCUCCACCUCUGCUGCAUCUGUUCC
Messenger RNA from Chiloscyllium plagiosum (whitespotted bambooshark), 3623 nucleotides. It is a transcript of the gene fgl1, whose product is annotated as fibrinogen-like 1. Lineage: Eukaryota; Metazoa; Chordata; Chondrichthyes; Orectolobiformes; Hemiscylliidae. The record is from RefSeq and is a predicted model, not a curated record. Gene Ontology annotation, cellular component: fibrinogen complex. Gene Ontology annotation, molecular function: extracellular matrix structural constituent; protein-macromolecule adaptor activity. Gene Ontology annotation, biological process: blood coagulation; blood coagulation, common pathway; platelet aggregation.